Messenger RNA from Oncorhynchus masou masou (cherry salmon), 4804 nucleotides. Its product is annotated as cell division cycle-associated protein 4-like. Bases 889 to 1812 code for a protein of 307 amino acids. The transcript has 4 exons. Gene Ontology annotation, molecular function: transcription regulator activity. Gene Ontology annotation, cellular component: nucleus. Lineage: Eukaryota; Metazoa; Chordata; Actinopteri; Salmoniformes; Salmonidae. The record is from RefSeq and is a predicted model, not a curated record.
GUAAGAUUGGAAGAGGAAUUUGUCAAAAGAGAAGAUAACAAAAAUCCUUGGUAAACCAAAUUUGAAUAAUGAAAAAAAUAUAUACAUUAAGUCAAAAGCUCCAAUGUCAUUAUAUUCUAUAAUUCUGUAUAACUCAUCGUAGUUGUAUUUAAUUUAUUGUUGUUGUUUUGCUUUGAAAUAACAAUUUCCUCGCUAUGCACUGAUUACAGUCUGCAGUUGUGGGGAAAACGUACGCGAGCUCUGAUUUACAUGUGCUGUUGUUGCUGUGCCAUUUCUUUGCGUUUUGAGAGUGUGGAGUGUACCUUUUGUUCUGGUGCUCUCGUUCAAGUGACAAUGACAGCCUGUCUAUCAAGAUGCAUGGAACCCGCCCCAUUCACCCCUCCUGCUCCCUGGCCGUAGCAAGCAGGGAGCAGUGAAGACGAGGUAGCUAGUUUUGAAGCCGUGGCAUAAAUGAUCUCAUCUCAGCCCGAUCUCCGCUUUCUACAGAGGAUCCUAUGACCAACACCGGAAUAAAGUAAAAAUAAAGAUGGUUGAUCCAUGUAGCAGAGUAGUAACUCCAAUUACUGCCCCAGCAACUGCUCUCUCUGAGGAGAUGCACACCCUGACAGAAGUUCCUUUGUUUUAGUCUGAUGGAAAAUGUAGUGUGAUGUCACACAGGCUCCUGUCCUGUGUUCUCUCCCUACUCUGCUCUUCCCUGCUUGUUGGUCCCUUGGAGUCAACAGCCGUCCCCUGUUGUUUUGAGGAGCCUUGCUUCAGACUGGCCUAAAAUGGGCAGAAAGGGUGCAGAACAAAAGCUGCUUGUUGCUUGUACAAAAGUACUGAAGCGCUGCAGCCGGGACCAAGCUGCUAUGCUAAUGCCUGUGCCUCUCAACAGGAAAGAGAGCCAAAAUGUUCCCGAAGGGCACGAAGCGCAAGUUUUCCGACUCCAGGGAGGAACCUGUGGCAGGCGGUGAGGAUGUGAAUCAGUCGAAUUUGGCAGCUGUGAGGAUGCUGUCGUCCUACAGCCUGCAGCGGCAGUCCCUGCUGGACAUGUCCCUGAUCAAACUGCAGCUGUGUCACAUGCUGGUGGAGCCUAAUCUGUGCCGUUCGGUGCUGAUUGCCAACACGGUGAGGCAGAUCCAGGAGGAGAUGACCCAGGACGGCACCUGGCAGAUCAUGACCCAGGCCCUGAGUGCUGCCAACGCUGCUGCCCAGUGCUCUGCAGACCGCCUGGUGGCCACCGAGGUGCUGUGCCGGCAGACAGAGGCAGCCCAGGGGGAGCAGGUCCCGAAGCCCUUCCCAGUGGUGGGUUCAGAGGGCUGCCCUGCAGAGGAGGUGUUGGAGGAGGAGGUGGCGGCGGCAGAGGUGGGGAUUACUAUGUCCACUGUCUCCCCCCAAGCCCCAACCUCCUACCUGCCAGGCACCUUUGGCAUGGACCCUUGCUGGGAAGAGGAGGAGACAGGUGAUGAUGAUGAUGAUGAUGAGGAGGAGGACAGUGAGGAGUGUGGGUCUGGCUCAGAGGGGGAGGAGAGGGAGCGUGACAGCCUGGUGGAGGACACCAGGACAGCAGAGCAGGUCUUUGGCACGUUCGAGAUCAAAAACCCUGCGCCCAGCCCUGACCCUGCUCUGGAGGAACUGUUUUCAGACGUGGAUGCGUCUUACUACGACCUUGAUACAGUGCUGACAGGAAUGCAGAGUGUUCCUAAGAUGGGGCCCUAUGACCUCCUGGAGAGCCUGUCCUCCCAUGGGCCCUCACCCCUCAGUUCCAGCACCAGCUGCCGAUCAGACCUCAAUGAACUGGACCACAUCAUGGAGAUCAUAGUGGGCUCCUGAGAAACAACACACUUCCUUGCAUACUUACUUUGCAGACUCUUUACAGACUGUGCACGUGGUGCGUAUAUUUGGAUAUGGUGUUAUUAUACAUUCAGAUGUUGAGGGUUUAUGAAAUCAAGAACUUAUUCAGUGUUACGACAUGCAGCUGUGCAUCUCUAAGUGGGUAGAGAUUACAACCUAUACCAUUAUGAUUUUUCUUAUUUUACAUACUUUUCUAUAUUUCUUUUUGUCAUACAAUCUAUUUUUCCAGUUAUGUUUUUAUUUAUUGUAAUAUGUAUGGACUGAAGAACAAUGUCAUUACACUACACACAAAUAGACCCUCUGAAGCGAUGCAUAUUUUCCUAAAGAGUAAAACAAAUAUUAGUGAAACAUGUACGUAUAGUUGAAGUCGGAAGUUUACAUACACCUUAGCCAAAUACAUUUAAACUCAGUUUUUCACAAUUCCUGACAUUUCAUUCAAGUAAAAAAUUCCCUGUCUUAGGUCAGUUAGGAUCACCACUUAAUUUUAAGAAUGUGAAAUGUCAGAAUAAUAUACAUUUUAUUUCAGCUUUUAUUUUUUUCAUCACAUUCCCAGUGGGUCAGAAGUUUACAUACACUCAAUUAGUAUUUGGUAGCAUUGCCUUUAAAUUGUUUAACUUGGGUCAAACGUUUUGGGUAGCCUUCCACAAGCUUCCCAUAAUAAGUUGGGUGAAUUUUGGCCCAUUCCUCCUGACAGCUGGUGUAACUGAGUCAGGUUUGUAGGCCUCCUUGUUCGCACACAAUUUUUCAGUUCUGCCCACACAUUUUCUAUGGGAUUGAGGUUAGGGCUUUGUGAUGGCCACACCAAUACCUUGACUGUGUUGUCCUUAAGCCAUUUUGCCACAACUUUGGAAGUAUGCUUGAGGUCAUUGUCCGUUUGGAAGAUCCAUUUGCAACCAAGCUUUAACUUCCUGACUGAUGUCUUGAGAUGUUGAUUCAAUAUAUCCACAUCAUUUUCGUCCCUCAUGAUGCCAUCUAUUUUGUGAAGUGCACCAGUCCCUCCUGCAGCAAAGCACCCCCACAACAUGAUGCUGCCACCCCCAUGCUUCACGGUUGGGAUGGUGUUCUUCGGCUUGCAAGCGUCCCCCUUUUUCCUCCAAACAUAACGAUGGUCAUUAUGGCCAAACAGUUCUAUUUUUGUUUCAUCAGACCAGAGGACAUUUCUCCAAAAAGUACGAUCUUUGACCCCAUUUGCAGUUGCAAACCGUAGUCUGGCUUUUUUAUGGCAGUUUUGGAGCAGUGUCCCUUUCCUUGCUGAGCGGCCUUUCAGGUAAAGUCGAUAUAGGACACGUUUUACUGUGGAUAUAGAUACUUUUGUACCUUUUUCCUCCAGCAUCUUCACAAGGUCCAUUGCUGUUCUGUGAUUGAUUUGCACUUUUCGCACCAAAGUACAUUCAUCUCGAGGAGAUAACGCGUCUCCUUCCUGAGUGGUGUGACGGCUGUGUGGUCCCAUGGUGUUUAUUCCUGCGUACUAUUGUUUGUACAGAUGAACGUGGUACCUUCAGGCGUUUGGAAAUUGCUAAUUGUAGACUUGUGGAGGUCUACAAUUUUUUUCGGAGGUUUUGGCUGAUUUCUUUUAAUUUUCCCAUGAUGUCAUUCAGAGGCACCGAGUUUCAAGGUAGGCCUUGAAAUACAUCCACAGGUACACCUCCAAUUGACUCAAAUGAUGUCAAUUAGCCUAUCAGAAACUUCUAAAGCCACAACAUAAUUUUCUGGAAUUAUCCAAGCUGCACAGUCAACUUAGUGCAUGUAAAAUUCUGUCCCACUGGAAUUGUGACACAUUGAGUUAUAAGUGAAAUAAUCUGUCUGUAAACAAAAAUGACUUGGGUCAUGCACAAAGUAGAUGUGCUAACCGACUUGCCAAAGCUAUGGUUUGUAAACAAGAAAUUUGUGGAGUGGUGGAAAAAUGAGUUUUAAUGAUUCCAAAGUAAAUGUAAACUUCUGACUUCAACUGUAUGUAUAUAGAAAUAUAUAUUUUUGCAAUUUACAGUUUGGGAAAUGUACCAGUAUGAUUUAAUAUAAUAUCCCCCCAUAUUUUGAAUAUGAUACAUUUUAAUUUAGCCAGUCACCCAAUGUCUUCCUAUGGUUUGGUUUUAACCAUUUAAGUCUCAAGAUGGGCACAGUUUUUUUUCCUACUGGAUUUGAAUCCAUCCCUUACAACCUAGACUAGAUUUGUAAAGUAUUUAGAGAAACUCUUGCUUGAUAUCAGCAUUAAGAAGCCUUAUUUUCUGAUAUUUGUAUUACUACAAAUUAAGAAUUAUUGGUUGACCCGUUAAGUUAUUCCUUUUAAUUUAUUUAAUUUAUUAAAUACAGAUACAUACAUGCCACGUAGAUUUUUAAACUGAGCUGUGUGUAUACCCAUGUGAUAUAUUAUAAUCUGGGUGGUUCGAGCCCUGAAUGCUGAUUGGCUCAAAGCUGUGGUAUAUCAGACCAUAUACCAUGGGUAUGACAUUUUUACUGCUCUAAUUACGUUGGUAACCAAUUUAUAAUAGAAAUAAGACACCUCGGGUGGUUGUGGUAUAUGGCCAAUAUACCAUGGCUAAGGGCUUUAUCCAAGCACACUUUAGCCGUGGUAUAUAUUGGGCAUAUACCACACCCCCUUUUGCCUUAUUGCUUAAUUACAACUCAAUACCCCCCCUAUUCACUAUGCAUUUCUUUUGCAAAAAUAUAUUUUGUACAGAAUUCAACUAUCAUUUUUUAAAUGUAUUUUUACAAGCAGCUCUUUCUCUAAAGAUUUCUUUUCAUAAUGUCUCCUUAUCAUGAUGAAAAGAUUACUCAGGCAAACCGUACCAGUAAAAUCUGACAGUAUUACUCUGGUCAUUACUACCACAAAACUCCUCUGAAUGAUGUCACUGCUUCAAACAGCAGCUAGAAUUUCAAAGACCUUAACAAUUGUAAAGUAUAUGCAUUUUUAUAUUAAGAAAACAUUUUAGGACCUUUGUAAAUAUUUUUUAUAAUAAAAGGUGCAAAUCUU